AAGCCGGAGAAAGUGCCGGCUCGAGUCCCUCCUUCCGGUCUUCUUCCACCUUCUCCUCCGGACUCUGGUCACCGCUGUCCGUGACUGUGUCUCCAACCCCAGUGGGCGGGUGGCAGGACCAUGGAGAACGCUAACGGUGCAGGCGGGAGUGCACCUGAGGACUCUGGUGCUGCCGAGGAGCGAGCCGGGAGCACCACUCCGCAGGGAGAACAGGGUCAGCUCCUUUAUCAUGAGGAGACCAUCGACCUCGGUGGAGACGAGUUUGGGUCUGAAGAGAACGAGACUAUAUCGGAAGAUUCUAAUAACUUUGUGGAUAAGCUUAAUGAGCACAUGAUGGAAAGCGUCCUCAUUUCUGACUCUCCAAACAACAGCGAAGACGACGCAGCCGAGCUGGGCUGUUUGCAGGGUGUCGUGGAGCCUGCAGACGGUCACGCUGAUCCCACACCGGAAAGUCUGCUGGAGGAAGGAGCAGCCGACACCCUGAGCAGUAACACUGGAAGUGACAGGGACACUGGGGACCGUGCACCUAAAGGCGGCUCCGAUUCCACCCCCGACCCGGAGCUCGAAGAAGUAAAAGGUGCGCCCGCCUUGGGAGAGGAGGGUGCCGAGGACCUGGGCCCGGAGAGUCAGGGGCACAGCCCGCCUUCCAGACAGUCCCCUCGGAAGGAGGAGCCCGUGCCCGUAUGCACCAUUUUCAGCCAGUCGCUCCCUGCCCACUCCCAGCCGCCCCUGCUGCUGCGGGACGGCUUCCAGUCCCAGAUGGUGAAGUCUCCUAGCUGCAGCGGUGCCAGCGACGCAGUGGCCAAGACCCCUCCCCAGGCAGUCCAGCCAAGCCCCAGCCUCAGUAAAUUUUUUGGAGACCCCACCAGCACUAAUUCCUUGGCCUCGGACUUCUUUGAUUCCUUCACCACCUCCACUUUCAUCUCUGUCAGUAACCCCAACGCGGGCUCUUCCAUUCCAGAAAAACGGUCUUCACUCUCCACUCCGGUGGGAGAGAGAUCCCCGGGUUCUGCUGAGCCUGCUCCCUCCGCAGGGAUUGAGAAGUCAGAAUCGGGUGUUUCCCCGACUUCCCUAGAAAUUCCUCAGUCCCCAAAACCAUUUUCCCAGAUCCAGGCCGUGUUCGCAGGGAGCGAGGACCCAUUUGCCACCGCCCUGAGCAUGAGCGAGAUGGAUCGCAGAAGUGACGCCUGGCUUCCCGGGGAGGGGACCCGGGACAUCCUGAUUUCUGUGGCAGCCCAGCAAUACAGCACGGUGUUCGUGGACAAGGAGAGCCUCACCAUGCCAGGCCUCAAGUUCGACAACGUCCAGGGGGAUGCAGUUAAAGACCUGAUGCUUCGCUUCCUGGGCGAGAGAGCUGCCGCAAAGAGGCAGGUCUUAAACGCUGAGUCCGUGGAACAGACUUUUGUCGGGUUGAAGCAGCUCAUCAGCUGCAAGAACUGGAGAGCGGCGGUCGACCUGUGCGGGCGCCUCCUCGCCGCCCACGGCCAAGGUUACGGCAAGAGCGGGCUGCCCACCAGCCAUACGGCCGACUCGCUGCAGCUUUGGUUUGUGAGGCUGGCACUACUGGUGAAGCUGGGCCUCUUCCAGAAUGCCGAAAUGGAGUUCGAGCCCUUCGGAAACCUGGAUCAGCCAGAUCUCUAUUACGAGUACUACCCUCAGGUGUACCCUGGGCGAAAGGGCUCCAUGGUGCCCUUUUCCAUGCGGAUCCUGCAUGCCGAGCUCCAGCAGUACCUGGGGAACCCGCAGGAAUCCCUGGACCGGCUGCACCGAGUGAAGGCCGUCUGCACCAAGAUCCUGGCGAAUCUGGAGCAGGGCUUGGCGGAGGACGGCAGUGUGAGCAGCAUCACGCCGGAGAACAGACGAGCCUCCGUUCGGCUGUGGAGGUCCCGCCUGGGCCGGGUGACGUGCUCCAUGGCGAACUGCCUGCUGCUGAUGAAGGAUUACGUGCUGGCUGUGGACGCUUAUCACUCAGUCAUCCAGUAUCACCCGGAGCAGGAGCCACAGCUGCUGAGUGGCAUCGGCCGGAUCUUCCUACAGAUUGGGGACAUAAAAACAGCUGAGAAGUAUUUUCAAGACGUGGAGAAAGUGACGCAGAGAUUGGAUGGACUACAAGGCAAAAUAAUGGUUUUAAUGAACAGAGCCUUCCUCCACCUCGGUCAGAAUAACUUUGAAGAAGCCCACAGGUUCUUCACAGAAAUCCUCAGGCUCGAGCCGACAAACGCAGUGGCCAACAACAACGCGGCCGUGUGCCUGCUCUACCUGGGCCGACUCAAGGACUCCCUGCGGCAGCUGGAGGCCAUGGUCCAGCAGGACCCGGCGCACUACCUGCACGAGAGCGUGCUCUUCAACCUGACCACCAUGUACGAGCUGGAGUCGUCCCGCAGCGCGCAGAAGAAGCAGGCUCUGCUCGAGGCCGUGGCCAGCAGAGAAGGGGACAGCUUCAACACCCAGUGCCUCAAGCUGGCCUAGGACGGCCUCCUUCGGGGGCCGCGGGGCUUCUGUGCGGGGCGGACGCCAGAGCGGGCGCACGGACCUGACCGCUGCGUCCGGGGACACCCCUCUCCCCGGUGCCCGGGAGCGGGUCGUCUCCCCCAGAGCACGGCCUAACCUUGGGCGGCUGGUUAGGCUCCAGCCAGCCCGGUGCCCACAGCCCUGCCACGGUUCUCGAGCGUGGGGUCUGGGCAGCGGGCACGGGCAGCAGGGGUCCAUGCCAUGCACCACGUCCCUUUUGUUUGUUCCUGGAAGCUGAUCUGCUUCACCUCUUAAUUCUGUGCGCAGAGGAAGGCCCGCCAGCCACCCAUCCUCACCCUGUAAAUCCUCGAGUACCUUUGAGCAUAAAGGCAGAGAAACACCAA
Messenger RNA from Hyaena hyaena (striped hyena), 2855 nucleotides. RefSeq names its product trafficking protein particle complex 12 (gene TRAPPC12). Gene Ontology annotation, cellular component: Golgi apparatus; TRAPP complex. Gene Ontology annotation, molecular function: protein binding. The transcript is spliced from 12 exons. Lineage: Eukaryota; Metazoa; Chordata; Mammalia; Carnivora; Hyaenidae. The coding region runs from base 121 to 2469 and encodes 782 amino acids. The record is from RefSeq and is a predicted model, not a curated record.